AUGCCCCGGGACAACAUGGCCUCCCUGAUCCAGCGGGUGGCGCGGCAGGCGCGCAUCACUUUCCGCAGCCCGGCGGGGCCGGCCUUCGGGGAGAACUUACACCGGCUGCAGCAGCUGCUGGACGAGGUGCGCGCCGAGGACUUGCACUUGGCGCCGCGGGGGCCGUCGGCGGCAGCGGCGGCGGCGGCGGGCGGGGGGUUCCCGUGGGCCGGCGUGGUGCCGCCCGUCAGCUACAUGCACAUCUGCGAGACGGAGAGCUUCAGCAUGGGCGUGUUCCUGCUGCGGAGCGGCGCCUGCAUCCCGCUGCACGACCACCCGGGCAUGAACGGCAUGCUGAAGGUGCUCUACGGCACGCUGCGCAUCGCCUGCAUGGACACGCUGCCCCCCGCCGCCGCCGCCGCCCCGCCGCCCGCCGCCGCCGCCGGGCCCUGCCACCGCGCCCUGUUCCGCUCCCGCCAGCACUACACGCCGGCCUCCCCGCCCUGCCUGCUCUCGCCGCACACCGACAACCUCCACCAGAUCGACGCCGUGGACGGGCCCGCCGCCUUCCUCGACAUCCUGGCGCCGCCCUACGACCCCCAGCACGGCCGGGACUGCCACUACUACCGCCUGCUGGAGGGGCCGCCGCCGCCGGCGGGCGCCGAGCCGCCCGGCCUGCCGCGGGAGGUGUGGCUGAUGGAGACCCCGCAGGCCGCCGACUUCUGGUGCGGGGGCGAGCCCUACCCUGGACCCCGCGUCUGCCUCUGAGGCGGCGGUGGCC
This is a messenger RNA of Gymnogyps californianus (California condor), 760 nucleotides long. RefSeq names its product 2-aminoethanethiol dioxygenase (gene ADO). Gene Ontology annotation, cellular component: mitochondrion. Lineage: Eukaryota; Metazoa; Chordata; Aves; Accipitriformes; Cathartidae. The record is from RefSeq and is a predicted model, not a curated record. Bases 1 to 747 code for a protein of 248 amino acids. Gene Ontology annotation, molecular function: oxidoreductase activity, acting on single donors with incorporation of molecular oxygen, incorporation of two atoms of oxygen. The transcript has a single exon.